UAAUAAAUGAUGAUCCGUCACCCACCCGCCGCGCCGGCCGCCACGCUCUACAGCAGUAGUUGAGUCCCGAUCAUUACACAACGUCGUGGAUGUGAUCAUGGAAAGAAAUAUUUUAAAAUUGUUUUAUCUCGCUUUAUUUUUUGGGUACGCUGUUUGUUACGUAUCCCAAACAUGGCAAUCUUACGAAACUAUAGUCAUCGGCCUUGGAUCAGCUGGCACUACAGCCGCCUCAACUUUGGCUAAAGCUGGUAAAAGGGUUCUUGCAUUGGAAGCCCAGGACAGGAUUGGCGGGAGAGUGAUGACCGUGCCAUUUGGUGAUGGAGUUGUAGAGCUUGGAGCGGAAUGGAUUCAUGGUACAGAACAUAGCCGUGUCUACGAAACCGCUGUAAAAAACAACAUAUCGGUAUUUCCUCAAGACACAAGUUUCGCAGUUUACAAAUCCGAUGGCUCUUUAGGUAACAAGGAACUCAUCAAGGAACUUUUGGACUUUUGUUUAGAGACUGUCGGUCACCCGCCGGAUAAGCCAGAGCAGCUUGGAAAAUUCUUAAAUAAGAAACUGAUGAACUACAUUAAAGAGAAGCAUCCAGAAAUCCUUAGUGAUCAAGAUUUCAUCAACGAAUUUCGUGAUUUAAUGAACUUCAUCAUCAAUAGUUACCAAGCAUCUAACGAUUGGAAUGACGUGACUGCCCAAUCCGAUUAUGAAGCGCUUGAAGGGAAUCAGGAAAUAAGCUGGCACCGAUAUGGUUAUAAAACAUUCUUGGAUCUAUUGUUGAAUACAUACAAUAAUGGACCAGGCUGGCCAUCAUUAGAAAUUAAGCUAAAUAAAGAGGUAACAUUAAUAAAGUGGCCGAAAAAUUCUACAGGCAACGUGGAAGUGCUAUGUAAAGACGGUUCCGUAUAUAUAGCUAACAAUGUCAUUGUCACCGUGUCUCUCGGAGUGCUGAAGGAAAGAGCUUUAACCUUAUUCUCACCAACGAUUCCGGAUAGAAAACUUACUGUCAUAGACAAAUUAUCAAUCGGAGUAGUAGGCAAAACCAUAUUUUCAUUCCAGCGGGCCUGGUGGCCUGAUGUAGUUGGAUUUAUACUCUUUUGGUCUCCCGAGGAUCGAGAGGUAUACAAAAAUGAUCCAUGGGUACUCCAAUUAAAAGACGUGGCCACACCGAUGGGAUCUGGCAAUACAUUGACUUUCUGGGCCAAUGGAGAUACGGCUAAAUUAAUAGAAACAUUACCAGAAGAUGUUGUUAAGAGCAAGAUGAUGGAAGUACUGAAAAAGUUUUUAGGAAAAAACGUGACUGUGCCAGAACCAACUGGUAUGAUCAGAUCAAAAUGGUACUCAAAUCCGUUCACAAGAGGCAGCUACACAUAUGAUAAUCUUCUAAAGCACGACUACCCUUAUGCUCGUGCCAUACUAGGAGAGCCCUUACUUGAUGCAACAGGAAGUCCCAAGGUGCUCUUUGCGGGCGAGGCGACAGAUUUGACGCAUUUUUCAACCGUCCACGGGGCGAGCGAAUCGGGGUACCGGGAAGCUUUGCGAUUGUUGCCACAAACUGUCGAAUAGCACUAAAAGCAUUUUUGUUCAUAUUUUUCUGGAAAUUUCACCAAAAUAUAUUUACGGUAAAUAAUUAUAAUGAUUGUGUGAAGACCUGCAUGUAUUUUCUUGCAUUCGAAUAGGUAGAUUGAAACUUGGAGUUUCAAUCUACCUAUUCGAAUUUUAAAACACGUAAGUACAGUUGCUUCAAAUCUGACAUAGCCAUCACCCUGAAAUCGGCAGACCACUAACCUUUUUCUAUACUACGCGCACAAUAGUAAAAUAAAGGGCAGAGCCGCAGACUCAAUGUUGAAAUUAAAACUAAUGUAGGUAUGAGGCAACUUUAGUAUUAUACGGAAAAAAAAUGUAAACGGGCAUAAUAUUUCUAUACUACGCGUAGGUACAAUAGUGUACAAGGGGCCAGUGCUUUAGCCUCAAUGUUGAAAGUAAUACGAAUAGAUGAAGCAAAUUAUUGUAUUAUACGAUAAAAUAUAUUAAAAAGUCAACGGGCAUAAUGACCCGUCAUAUGUGAAAGUGGUUUUUCAAUAAAGCGUAAUGUUAUUUA
Molecule: messenger RNA, 2093 nt
Organism: Pararge aegeria (speckled wood butterfly)
Lineage: Eukaryota; Metazoa; Arthropoda; Insecta; Lepidoptera; Nymphalidae
Product: probable polyamine oxidase 5
Exons: 8
Coding region: 98-1558 (486 amino acids)
Molecular function (GO): polyamine oxidase activity
Source: RefSeq, a predicted model, not a curated record